CGUACUUCCGGCCCCUGCGUAGAGCGCGGACGACCUUGUGGUGACCUCCUUCCGGCAGCUACGCGCAGGACGAGCGUGCAACGCGUUUCGCGUCCGCCCCGGGCUUAAAAAUGCGUUACGUGGCCGCUUACCUGCUUGCUGUCCUGGGUGGGAAUGACAGCCCCACAGCUAAGAACAUCAAAAAGAUCCUCAACAGUGUUGGUAUUGAUGCAGAUGAUGAACGUGUCAACAAGGUCAUCAGUGAACUAAGUGGCAAAGAUGUCGAUGAUGUUAUCAACUCAGGUAAAAACAGUUUUAAGAUCAUGCUGGUGAGAUGGAAGUGGACAGAAAAAUCUCUUUUGCAUUUCACAGAGGAGAAGAAAGAGGAAGAGAAGAAGGAAGAAUCUGAAGAGUCUGAUGAGGACAUGGGAUUUGGCCUUUUUGAUUAAUCACUUUGUUCUGGGAAAAAAACAAUAAAAAUAGUAAAAACUA
Molecule: messenger RNA, 471 nt
Organism: Gavialis gangeticus (Gharial)
Lineage: Eukaryota; Metazoa; Chordata; Crocodylia; Gavialidae
Product: 60S acidic ribosomal protein P2-like
Exons: 4
Coding region: 111-428 (105 amino acids)
Biological process (GO): cytoplasmic translational elongation
Cellular component (GO): cytosolic large ribosomal subunit; ribosome
Molecular function (GO): structural constituent of ribosome
Source: RefSeq, a predicted model, not a curated record